CCCGAGGGGCAUUUUGCGGCCAACGUGGAAACGCUGGACGAGGGGCAAACGUCUUGCCCCACGUGUGGGGAAAGAUUAACUCACACCAGAGGGAUCGAGGUGGGGCACACGUUUUAUCUGGGUACCAAGUACUCCUCCGUCUCCAACGCCGUCUUCUACUCCGCCGAGAACAAACCCCAGCUGGCAGAAAUGGGCUGCUACGGCCUGGGCGUCACUCGCAUCCUGGCGGCCUCCAUCGAGGUGCUCUCUACGGAGGACAGCAUCCGCUGGCCCAGCCUCAUCGCGCCCUACCGGGUCUGCUUCGUACCCCCCAAGAGAGGCAGCAGGGAGGAGGAGGAGGAGGGGGCCGUGCUGCUGGAGCAGGUCUACGACCACCUCGUCCAAGUGCUGCCCCACCUCGCCGGAGACUCGGUGCUGGAUGACAGGACGCAGAUGACCAUUGGCAAAAGGCUGAAGGACGCCAACAAGCUGGGCUAUCCCUACGUGGUCGUCGCCGGGAAGAGGGUUUGCGAGGACCCCCCGGUCUUUGAGGUCUGGAAUCAGAACGCUGGCGAGGUUUUGUUCCUCACCAAGGAACUGGUCAUUGAGUUGCUAAGUAAAGUGCAAGUCCCUUAA
Messenger RNA from Merops nubicus (carmine bee-eater), 615 nucleotides. RefSeq names its product prolyl-tRNA synthetase 2, mitochondrial (putative) (gene PARS2). The annotation marks the transcript as partial. The record is from RefSeq and is a predicted model, not a curated record. Gene Ontology annotation, cellular component: mitochondrion. The transcript has a single exon. NCBI's taxonomy places the organism in Eukaryota, Metazoa, Chordata, Aves, Coraciiformes, Meropidae. Gene Ontology annotation, molecular function: proline-tRNA ligase activity. Gene Ontology annotation, biological process: prolyl-tRNA aminoacylation.